UAUGCCAACAAGCCGAUUACUGAAGGCUACCGAGCCUUGUCUGGCAAUUUGCGUCCGUCUUCUCAUGGUCAAACGGGAGGCGGACACAUGCGUCUGAAGCUGAGGGACAUCCAUGACAGGGAAGUUGUUUUUUUAAUGGACGCUGAAACUUUUUCUGGAUUCAUGUUGUGAGAACUGUAAGGGGAAAGUCUUUGUUUCUAUUGUAAGACUUGCAAUGUGUAGCCUAUGUGUUAUUCAGUAGAAAGCUUAACUUCUCUAGCUGCUGUUGUAUCUUUUGUCUUAUAUAUUUAUAUCUAAGUACCUACAUGUUAUUUUAAAGUCUGUCUAAAUUAAUUUAAGGAUAUGUAUUUGAUGUAAAGUAAUAGUUGAAUCAGACAAUAAAUGAGAAAUGGUAUUUGCUGUAAACUUUAUUAGAAAGUGAAUUUUAUAGUCAGGCCCCAACAAGCUAAAUCACACAGACAAUAUAGAGCUCUCCUCUUAGCGCAGUCUAAAAUGCAAAGUGUAAAAAUGACCAGCCCCUCCAGGAGUAUGGACGACCAGACAAGCAGCGAGACCCCAGCCCUCAAACCAGAGAUACCCAGGUACCGCAGCUGGAGCAGCCUCCGCUUCUCGAGAUGGAGAAGUGGUUCCCAGAGGGCGAGCCCCCCCAGCUCCCCUUCCCCGAAAGGAGAGAAGAAGGCCGAUGUGACCAAGACACUCUUCUCUCUGGUCAAGACUCACAAUGACGACUACACAGCUGACCCCGAUGGCCUACUGGACAUCCACGGGGAUGGCGAAGAAGGUGGCGAUGAGACCCCACAGCGUCAGCGGUCCACCUUCUUCCACUUGCGGUUUGGCUCCAUGCUGCAGCCCGGGGUCAACAAGUUCUCCCUGCGCAUGUUUGGCAGUCAUAAAGGCGUUGCCGCUGAGCAGGCCAGGGUCAAAUCCUUUGGAGUGUGGAUCAUCCACCCCUACAGUGACUUCAGGUUUUACUGGGACAUUGUGAUGCUGCUGUUGAUGAUGAGUAAUCUGGUUAUUUUGCCCUGGGGAAUCACCUUCUUUGAGGACCAGAACACCACGCCGUGGAUCACCUUUAACGUCAUGUCUGACACUCUCUUCCUCAUGGACCUGGUUUUCAACUUCCGCACGGGCAUCCCGGGAGAGGACAGCCACAUCAUCCUCGACCCCAAAGAGAUCCGCAUGCAUUACCUCCGCUCCUGGUUCCUGGUGGACUUCAUCUCGUCCAUACCUGUUGACUACAUCUUUCUUGUUGUCGACCUGGAGUCGCUGCAUGACUCGACGGAUGUCUACCGUACUGCCCGCGCCCUCCGCAUUGUUCGCUUCACCAAGAUCCUCAGUUUGCUGCGCCUCCUCCGACUGUCUCGUCUCAUACGUUACAUUCACCAGUGGGAAGAGAUUUUCCAUAUGACUUAUGACCUGGCCAGUGCUGUGGUGCGUAUAGUCAACUUGAUUGGCAUGAUGCUGCUGUUGUGCCACUGGGACGGCUGCCUGACCUUCAUGGUUCCCAUGCUGCAGGACUUUCCUCCAGACUGCUGGGUCUCCAAAAAUAAUAUGGUGAAUGCUACAUGGCACUUACAGUACUCCUACGCCCUGUUUAUGGCCAUGAGUCACAUGCUGUGUAUCGGAUACGGUGCCCACCCUCCAGAGGGAUUGACCGACGUCUGGCUCACCAUGAUCAGUAUGGUUGUGGGGGCCACCUGCUACGCCAUGUUCCUCGGUCAUGCAACUACCCUGGUCCAGUCCUUAGAUGCCUCACAUCGGCAGUAUCAGGAGAAGUAUAAGCAAGUGGAGCAGUACAUGUCGUUUCAUAAACUGCCGGCGGAUGUAAGACAGAGGAUCCAUGAUUAUUAUGAGCAGCGAUUCCAGGGCAAGAUGUUCGAUGAAGACAGCAUCCUCGGAGAGCUCAGUGAUCCACUCAAGGAGGAGAUCGUCAGCUAUAACUGCCGCGGACUAGUAGCCAACAUGCCGCUGUUUGCCAACACUGACCCUCAUUUUGUGACAGUGAUCCUGACCAAGCUGCGUUUUGAAGUCUUCCAACCUGGAGACUUGAUUAUAAGAGAAGGAACGCUGGGUCGUAAAAUGUACUUCAUCCAGCAUGGUUCUGUCACCAUCCUACCACGUGGCAGUAAGGAGAUUAAGCUCAGCGACGGAGCAUAUUUUGGGGAGAUCUGCCUGUUAACCCAAGGACGACGCACAGCCAGCGUGACGGCUGAGACCUACUGUCGCCUUUACUCUCUGAGUGUUGACAGUUUCAACGAGGUCCUGGAGGAGCACCCUCUGAUGAGGAGGGCCUUUGAGAGCGUGGCUGUGGACCGACUGGGCAGGGUCGCACGCCGACCCAGUUAUCAGCCUCCCUCAGCUGAAUGACUUCCUCAGUACCUUCAGAAAGACGCUCCUGCCAGGAAGGUGGAGGACAUUUGUCAUGUUUUGACUGAACUCGACAACAUAACAAAGAAACCAUCAAUAUAAAUGUUACUGAUUGCUGCUGAUUAUAGUGCUCAGUGAUGAACAACCAGACAAAGAUCCUCAAUUCUAUUUAAUAACACAUUUUUUGCUGCACUUGGUUUAAAAUAUUGUACCUUCACUCAACUUUAUUUUCUUACUUGAAUCUUAAUAAGCUAUAUAUUUUUCUGGUGGAUCUUUUUACACUUUUCAUGUUAAAUCCGUUGUGUAAUUUACGAUCUGUAUGAACAUCCAUAAGAAAAUAAUCACUAUUUUCUUGUUUUUUGAGCAACUGACAUUUUGGAGGUACAUGUGCUUUUUAACCAGAGCAACACCAGCUUUUCCAAAUGUAAACACUGCUAUCUUUAUGACUUGUUUUUCAGUGGCUUGUGCGCUUUCUGAGACUGCAGUUUAAUUGUCCGUGUUGUCAGCUCUACAGGAUAUUGGAAGCACCACAGAGGCACCAGCUGGAUGAUAUAUUAUAAAGCUUUAUGUAGCUCUGAUUCAAAUGAUCCCUCAGAUCUGUAGGUUGCAUCAAGUCAGAGUUUAAUACCAGUGUUAUCAGAGGAUAAGCUGCAGUGAUGUAAUAACCCCCAACUCUACAGAGAAAGGUUGUCCAGUUAUACAUCUCUGGUUAAAUUGCCACAUUUCAUUGUAGUCACAUUUAGAGUUGUAUAAUAGAGAUAAAUAAAAUAAAUAAACUCACCAAUUAAAGAGGUAAUCUGAACCUUUGCAUCUCAACAAUUUAGUAUCCCAUAAUAUCAGGUGUUUUUUUUCCCGCACAUGAAUAUAAGUUACUCUCUUUCCUUUUUAA
This is a messenger RNA of Thunnus maccoyii (southern bluefin tuna), 3256 nucleotides long. Its product is annotated as potassium/sodium hyperpolarization-activated cyclic nucleotide-gated channel 2-like. The transcript is spliced from 7 exons. Bases 493 to 2367 code for a protein of 624 amino acids. Gene Ontology annotation, cellular component: membrane. Gene Ontology annotation, molecular function: voltage-gated potassium channel activity. NCBI's taxonomy places the organism in Eukaryota, Metazoa, Chordata, Actinopteri, Scombriformes, Scombridae. The record is from RefSeq and is a predicted model, not a curated record. Gene Ontology annotation, biological process: transmembrane transport; potassium ion transport.